Nematostella vectensis (starlet sea anemone) is the source of this 2018-nucleotide messenger RNA. RefSeq names its product retinol dehydrogenase 7. The transcript is spliced from 4 exons. The record is from RefSeq and is a predicted model, not a curated record. Gene Ontology annotation, molecular function: oxidoreductase activity. The coding region runs from base 74 to 1147 and encodes 357 amino acids. NCBI's taxonomy places the organism in Eukaryota, Metazoa, Cnidaria, Anthozoa, Actiniaria, Edwardsiidae.
GCAUGUUCUAUAGCGCCAUGCGUGAGUGUAAUGAUGCGUAAGAGGUUUAUAUCUUAACAGUGCACUUAGAGUGAUGUAUAUAUAUGCAAAUUUGGUGGAUUUUUUUAGCGCCACCCAACAGAUAGGUGGCAAUAGUGCGAAACAUUCACCGUUAGCUGACAUGGACUGGGAACUGUGUCUAUCUGUUACGGCUGCUAUUGUCUUGGCAUGGCUUUCUUUUCGAUUCAUAAAGCGGUUUGUUUAUCCGCAAACCCUCCUGGGUGACUUGCCUAACAGACACGUGCUCAUCACAGGCUGUGACUCUGGUUUCGGCCGAGCGGCCGCUAUCAAGCUGGAUGAGCUGGGCUUAAGCGUGUUUGCCGGUUGUUUAACUGAGUCAGGGGCCUCAAAGCUUGCAAGGCAAUGUAGCGACAGACUGCAAACUCUUAUUCUAGAUGUGACCAAUCCAGACGAUAUCAAAAAAGCACACGAGCAAGUAAAACAACACCUGCCGCAGCAUACAGGUUUGUGGGGUCUUGUUAACAAUGCUGGAAUUGCCAUGUUCACGGCCGUGGAGCUAACUCCUCUGAGCGAGUACAAGAAAAUGGCAGACGUGAACCUUUGGGGACUGAUUGACGUGACACUUACCUUUCUACCGCUGAUCAGAAAGUGUGGCGGGCGCGUUGUCAACAUCUCAAGUAUUGCAGGACGGCUAUCUAUACCGAAUACUGGACCGUAUUCGGUAACAAAGUACGGGGUGGAAGCGUUUUCAGAUGCUCUGCGGCGGGAGGUAUCUCCAUGGGGGGUCAAGGUGACUUUGGUUGAGCCAGGGGGGUUCCAUACACGCUUUCUGGCCGAGGGGGCCCUGGAAAAGAAGUUACAAACUCUUUGGGAAAGCGCGAAUGAACAACUGAGAAAUGAUUACGGCGAGGACAACUAUAAAACACAAAUGGCGUCUCUGAAAGCAAUCUCGCUGAUAGCAAGUUCUGACCUGAGUGAGGUGGUAGAGGCGAUCGCGCAAGGUAUUCUGGCUUCGUCCCCAGGAACGCGCUGCCUCGUGGGUAAAGACGCCAGGUUCAUUUACUGGUGGCUUACCAUUCUCCCCACUUCUACCGCUGACUGGCUGAUAGCAGUUGGCUCAAGACUCGUCAGGCGUUUUUUGGCCUGACUGGUUAUUAGUGGUUUGACUUGAAAAUAAUCUUGUCUUGUCUAAAUGCUGUCUGAUAAUCAAAGUUUCCUUACGCGUUUUGGCAUAAACCUUAUUAUCUAAAAUGUUAGAGAUAGGCACUUUGUACAGGCGCGCACCCAGGAUUGGCCAUGGGGGGUGCGCAGCCAUAGGUAUCAUAUGAAAAAAUCAUAGUAUUUGAAGAUUCCUUAAUAAGAAAUGACCCACUAUUUGGCCGCCAAAGGGAGGUGCGCGCGCACCCUGCGCACCCCUCUGUAUACGCGCCUGUUGUAUUCUAUCACAUCGUGGCAGUAUGGGAGUACAUAAUAGUAGUUACUGAAGUAGACGUCUCCUGGUUGAAUAUUGUUUUAAUUCAAUUCUAAAGACGUUUUAGAGGGAGUGAGGAAAAAAAGAUUUUGGGGGAUGGCUCCGUAAACUUUUAACCUCAAAGGGGACUGCGGAAAUAAGCAGGCCUUCUAAGAAGGGGGGUGGGUCUGAAUUUGUUUUAUAAGUUGAACUGGAACCCUGGGGGUUGUUAAAGGGGUGGGGCCAAUCAUUUUUUUUACACUGAAGGGGAGGGAGGGCUAAAAUUUUUCGGUGUGUUUAAGUCAAAAUCUUUCCUACCCCCUCAUGGGUAUUUAAAAACACUCCCUUAUAUAUGUGAAUAAAACAAUACCUUACGGUCAGACGAUAAUACAAGCCUUUAGCCUUUUAGCCUUUUGUUCUCCUGUGCUCAGUCGCGCAUGUGCAUUUCCUUUCGUGCUCAGAAACAAGAAAAAUAAACUGAAGUAUGUUGGAAUGUGCGCGAUCUAUAUAUGGUUCGUGUGCUCAUUUUAGACAAAAGUGAUAGUGAAUAAAGUAAACAGAAAACGCA